Molecule: messenger RNA, 2083 nt
Organism: Centropristis striata (black sea bass)
Lineage: Eukaryota; Metazoa; Chordata; Actinopteri; Perciformes; Serranidae
Gene: alkbh4
Product: alkB homolog 4, lysine demthylase
Exons: 3
Coding region: 20-847 (275 amino acids)
Biological process (GO): actomyosin structure organization; protein demethylation; oxidative demethylation
Cellular component (GO): midbody; contractile ring
Molecular function (GO): actin binding; demethylase activity; oxidoreductase activity
Source: RefSeq, a predicted model, not a curated record
CACAAGAAGAAGAUGCAGGAUGAGGGCUCCUGACGGCGGUGACGGUGAUCUUUCAUGUGCUUGUAAAGGGAUCCGGCGGUGUCUCAAGUGUGAAAAGUUAAAGGGAAAAGGACAAUUGGAGUCGAAUGAACCUAAGAUUUUGCAUCAUUUCCUCUAUGAUCCUGAGAUGAGGCUUGCCAUUCGCAAGGAUGCCGAGGCUGUGUCCUUCCCGUUUCCUGGUGUCUUCCUGCGGGAGAACUUCAUAUCAGAAGAGGAGGAGAAAAAGCUGAUAAGCACGAUGGACCAGGAUGUGUGGAUUGAGUCCCAGUCUGGUCGAAGGAAACAGGACUUUGGCCCAAAAGUUAACUUCAAGAAAAAGAAAGUGCGUGUAGGUGGCUUCAGUGGACUUCCUGCUUUGAGCCAAGAACUAGUGCUCCGAAUGCAGCAAGAGCCGAGUCUGUCUGGCUUUCAGCCGGUGGAGCAGUGCAAUCUGGAUUACCAUCCUCAGCGAGGAGCCGCCAUCGAUCCACACCUCGACGACUCCUGGCUGUGGGGGGAACGCCUGGUCACCAUCAACAUGUUAUCAAACACUACACUCACUAUGUCCUUGGAACAGGGUCUGCCAGAGUUGGGACUAGCAGGGGAAGUCCAUGUAGCUGUGCAUCUUCCUCGCAGAUCUUUAGUCGUGUUAUACGGCGAGGCACGACACAGAUGGAAACAUGCCAUUCAUAGGGACGACGUUAAGGAGCGCAGAGUUUGCAGCACCUACAGAGAGCUGUCUGCAGAGUUCCUACCCGGGGGGCAGCAGGCAGAGGUGGGAUCUCAGCUGUUGAACAUUUCCUUGAGCUUCCAAGGAACUCCAAUAUAGGCUCGUCUGAUGCUGCGGAGGAGGGCUGGAGGAGGAGGUCCAGACUCAUUGGGUGACUUGAUAAUAAAAAUUCAAACACAUUUUUAACAAAUACAAUUGUAUAAAUGUUUUUACAAGCUGAUUUAAAAAAAAUGCUUGGGCACUGCAUAACAGAAUCCAAUGAUUUGCAAUUCUUUUUUCAACCUUCAUUUAAUUGGAUACAGUUUAAAAGACAAGAUAUUCGAUAUGCAAACUGAUGCUUUGGAACUAUAUACACACAGAAUUUGAUGCAUUAUGUUUUUAUUUACAUUUUACAGUGAUGGUACAUUCUUCGAAUGGGGGUAAAACGGGAUGUUUGUUUGUUUUUUAACCAGAGAUUCAGACUUUCCGUCCUUCACAAAUGCAGUUGUUAUUAUUGUUGAUACCACAAACAGAAACAUAUCAAAAACAUUCUGCAUUUUUAGUUACAAAAUGUAUACUACUAGCAUUUAUUGGUUACUAGGGGCACCACGAUUUUAAUUCGAAAUUGAAAAUAAAUCAAAAUUACCUAGCAGGAUCAGCUAAAUCUAAAAAUUGACUACAUGACCUCGGUGUGGCACAUUGCAAAAAAAAUAUGGCAAUUAUAUCACACUUGUUACCAUCAUCCAUUGAUAAUGUUUAAAUAACUUGAGUGUAAAUUUCAGUGCACGAAUCGAAGCUUGAUAGUCUAACAAUGACAUAGUCCUUAGGGGUAAAGAAAAUGUUUAAAUCAAAAAGUAAGUUGAGCCACAACCUUAAAAUUUGAAAGUCUAAUAAAUGUGGAUGUGGAUUUGGAAAAUCGUAACGCCCCUACUUGUUGCCAUUCGUAAACAAACCUAUGAUACAUGAAAUAUUGUAUAAUGUGAUAAAAUAAUGUGACAAGAACAAAAACUGUCAAAGCUGCAAAAAUGAAUCAAUAAGCUGUCACCAGAAACAAUCCUGUAUGCCAAAUGUUCUUGAAUGUCUUAACAGGUUUUGUGUGAUUAUUAAUGGCUGUUUUAGGUCAUAGUUCUUGAGCCCCAUUUACCAGUUCCUCAGUUUUGUUGGAACUGAAUAAUUAGAGCUGUUUUUUCAAAUUGUCAUAUAUAUCCCAGAAAGAAAAUCACCACGUCAGUUUUUCCCCCCAAUACCGUGUAGCCCUCAUUAGGGCUCAAGACCAACAGUCUUUCAAAGCCAUAUUUUCAGCAGACCUCAGUCUCUUUAAUCUGUUUUUUAAAUAAUAAAACAGUUUUUUUCAUA